UGAUACAGACGGAUGAUCUUAAUACUUCGAAACAAGCCAGCUGCGGGAAGCCAGUCACUCCGUCCAACGCUCUUCAAAAGCCUGGGCGCGCAGGCGCGCUGGCGGGUGCGUUGUUUGAUGUGUGCGCGUUUUCAGCCCAAUGCAACCCAGCGAGCACUGCAUAUAUGCACCAAGAGCUGUGGGCUCUGACUUGCUUUUUCUUGCAUCCCCGGCAUGACAUAUGCGAGAGCUGCGGGGUAACAUGGCUGGCAUAUCAGCCACGCGAUGCCAUCACCAGACAAUCGGAACAUAUGCCAAUCCGUUUGCCACUGAUUUGAGAGGUUGUGGACGCCGUGAGAUUUGCGUGCGAUGCUACCGGGUUGAGGCUUUUGUGGUGUAUCUCGAUGUAGACGGGCUGACCUGCAGGGGGAGGGGGGUGUUGGAAUGGGCUUACCCUAACCCCAACCCGCGAGACGUGUGUUACAAGGCACCAUGUGACUAUAAUGUCGUUUGCUUCAACUUCCAUGACUGGAUAUGCUCUACAGUCUGUCCUUGAGCAUCAAGAGACCUGUUGGACAUGAAUCCAUGACGGACGUUGGAUAUAAC
Molecule: messenger RNA, 585 nt
Organism: Aspergillus japonicus CBS 114.51
Lineage: Eukaryota; Fungi; Ascomycota; Eurotiomycetes; Eurotiales; Aspergillaceae
Exons: 1
Coding region: 221-535 (104 amino acids)
Source: RefSeq, a predicted model, not a curated record